Molecule: messenger RNA, 2695 nt
Organism: Eleginops maclovinus (Patagonian blennie)
Lineage: Eukaryota; Metazoa; Chordata; Actinopteri; Perciformes; Eleginopidae
Gene: b3gntl1
Product: UDP-GlcNAc:betaGal beta-1,3-N-acetylglucosaminyltransferase-like 1
Exons: 12
Coding region: 323-1438 (371 amino acids)
Source: RefSeq, a predicted model, not a curated record
UUAGCCUUUACCCGCACUGCAGGUUUGGACUUAAUGUUUUGCUAAAAGUAAUGCUUUAAGCGUCGCAGAAUUUACAAACUACCUUUCGAGAGAUGACAUUUGUCAAUGACGACACAUUUAACUUACAGAAGAGAAAUGACAUAGUGAUCAUUUACGUUUUUAUUGCACGUGUAGCCCUCGUGGGUCACUCUUCGUUGUAGACUCAACUGUGAUAAAUAACUUCGUUUUCGGCCUUUAUAACAUAUUUAUUCAUCUAAAUCUUGGUUAGGCUCUUGUGUCUCUUCCCAGAUAAGUUGCUUGCUCUGCGGGCUCAGAGGUGGACAUGAACCCCCCGAAGAGGCUCCGCACCACAGAAGAUGAAGCAGAAACCCCGACAGGAGGGCAGGAGGAGGAGGACAGGGCAGUGGAUGUGAGUAUUGUCAUGCCGAUGUACAAUGCAUCCUGUUGGCUGGAUGAAUGUCUGCAGGCCAUAUUAAAUCAAGACUACACUGGCACCGUGGAGCUCUCUGUCUUUGAUGACGCAAGCACUGAUGACUCCAGGACAGUGGUGGAGGGCUGGAGGCAGAGGCUGGAGGCGAGGGGCAUCUCAGUGGUGAUUUCCGGCCACACCUCCGCCCAACCCAGAGGAGUGGGAUAUGCGAAGAACAAGGCCGUGUCUCAGAGCUGUGGGCAAUACUUGUGCUUUCAGGAUGCGGAUGAUGUUAUGUUUCCCCAAAGAGUUGCUCUGCAGUAUGAAGCCUCUGUCCUCCACCCAAACUCUCUGAUUGGCUGUAAAGUUCAGAGGGUCCCUGAGGGAUCUACGGAGCGUUACGCUCGCUGGAUCAACAUGAUCUCUCAGGAUCAGCUCCUCACACAGGUGUACACGUCUCAUGGGCCAACAGUUGUCAUGCCAACAUGGUUCUGCUCGAGGAACUGGUACCUGAAGGUUGGACCGUUCAAUGAGGGAGGCAAGGGCGUCCCGGAGGACUUGAUCUUCUUCUACCAGAGUCUUCGUCAAGGAGGGGGCGUGGUCAGGGUCGACCAGUGCCUGCUGGUGUACCGUUACCACGAGAAGGCCACCACACACUCUGUAACAGAGGAAACCAUUUGGAAGCUGCGCGUGGACUUCCUGCAGGAGAGAGUUCUCAGCCAAUGGGAGAGCUUCACCAUAUGGAACGCUGGGAAACAGGGCCGGAAGCUGUACCGAAGCCUGAACCCGACCAAUCAGAAGAAGGUGAAGGCUUUCUGUGAUGUCGAUGAGAACAAGAUCCAGAAAGGCUUUUACACAUACGAGGAUUCUAAGCAAAGACCCAAGCCAAAAGUCCCUGUUCUGCACUACAAAGACGCCUCGGCCCCCUUCAUUAUCUGUGUAAAACUGGACAUGACAGGAGGCGUUCUGGAGGAAAACCUCAACUCCUUGCAACUAAAGGAAGGAACUGAUUACUACCAUUUCAACUGACAGCUCAGAGUUAUUGAGACGUGAAGAGGAGGCCUGUGGCUUUAGAAGAGGAUUGAACACAGACUGAGGGAUAGGCAGGUGAUAGGAAAAGUGUGAACCAAACACUGGCACAAUAACUCUACCAAACCAGGGAAAGAGUAAGUUAUAAGGUAUGUUUGGAGCUUUAAGAGAUUAUUUGUGUGGGUCAAAUUUGAGGCGACCACUGAUGCAAAACAGUUUUAUCCCAGCCCUGUUCCCUCCACCUCACAUCUGGAUGACAAUACUGAGAUAGCUGUUGUUGUUAGAUGAGAACACCGAUUCUACUCUCACGUCUGUUCAUUAAAUAUAUAUUACAGCCAGGGGACAAAACUGGAAACAGUGGGAAAGAGCUAGCCUUGCACCUUCAAAGCACCUUAAGGCCAACAUUACGUACGCUUCAGCACGACAUGAAUGAGACCCUUGUUUUUAAUAUACUAAUUAGGAAAAGUUGUCUAUGGUACUGGUUAUUUUUUUUAGUUGUGCAGUGCAGACCACUGGUUGGUCAGAGGGAACUCACAACACUGCGACAUCCUGCUCCAACCGGCUAUUCUUGAUAAGCCAAGCUAUAUUUCUUAAUUACAGGACCAAGAUUUUAAAAAAUAACACAGGCAAAACCCUGUCAUGGUCAGUGAGAGAUCUGCAGCUGUUCCUCUGUUGGGUAUAGGAUGAAAGGAUGGAAUAAUGUGCGCUGUGUUGAGUUUAAGAUGAUGUUACGCUACCUAACGUCACUAUGACAGUCUGGUAAGACACCCACCUACAUUGACAGAGUACUAUACACAGUGGAAAACCAUAAAGAGAAAUGCAACAGGUACCAAAAGUGGUUGAGUCCUGUUGAGUUUAGCUGAACCCUGAAGGAGAAACUAGGAAUAAACACAUCAUAUCCUGUUUGUUUCAUUCAUACUGAAAAUAAGAAUGGGGUGUACUGUAUAACCAAGAAAUGUUGUUGUUCAAACCAGUUUUUUUAUCCUUGUUUUACUUUACAAAUGUUGGUAUGAAUCAAUCAAACUUUGUGCUAAGCUAAGCUUACCAUCCGGGCUGUGGCUUCAUUCAACCAACCAAUUACAUUGAAAGGAGAAAGAACAGGGAAGAAAGUAAGUCUGUGUAUUCCCCCAAAUACCAAACUAUUUAAUUAAAAAGCUUGAACUUUGGUUUUCAUGCCAAAAGAAGGAUCUAUUUCUCAUGCCAGAGGAUAUUACUAUUGCCGUUGUUGUAGGAAUAAAACGUUUUCUAUGUUUUCUA